AUGCGACGCGGCGCGAUGGUCGAGAUCGACGGCCGAAGACGGGGGGAGAACGGAAGGCGAUGCGGCCGGCCGGCCGUCAGUUGGAUUCUCAUUCUCUCUAAUUGCCAAUCUCCUCUGGAAGAGAAGAGCAUUCUGAACGGCAAGAGUCAAACUUGGGCUGCCGCCGCCCGCCAGAUUCGAAGAGGCGGUCAGGACGACAACCUCGUGGUGUCGAACGCCGGCGACUGCGGCGCCGUGAUGAGCAGGAGAGGAGUCGCGGAGGCGCUCACGUCCGAUAAUCGAGCUUCUCGUCCGGAGGAGAAGAAGCGAAUCGAGGCCCUCGACGGUUACGUGGAUUGCCGCAGGGGUGUUUGGCGGAUUCGAGGGUCUCUUGCGGUGACGAGAGGGAUCAGAGAUGGGCAUCUUAAGGAGUUCGUGGUUGCCGAGCCGGUGACCAAAGUUGUGCGAAUUCAAUGUGUUUGGGAGUUCCUGAUCUUGACCUCCGAUUGGUUGCGGGAUAAUGUAAGAAAGAUUGACACCACUUUGUUCAUAGGUAUUGAUUGGGGAAACUGA
This is a messenger RNA of Linum tenue, 552 nucleotides long. The record is from the annotation of a GenBank genome assembly. Lineage: Eukaryota; Viridiplantae; Streptophyta; Magnoliopsida; Malpighiales; Linaceae.